Tupaia belangeri chinensis (Chinese tree shrew) is the source of this 332-nucleotide messenger RNA. RefSeq names its product cytochrome c oxidase subunit NDUFA4-like. Lineage: Eukaryota; Metazoa; Chordata; Mammalia; Scandentia; Tupaiidae. Gene Ontology annotation, cellular component: respiratory chain complex IV. The transcript has 2 exons. The record is from RefSeq and is a predicted model, not a curated record. The coding region runs from base 1 to 258 and encodes 85 amino acids.
AUGCUCUGCCAGAUCCUGAACCAGGCCAGGAAGCAUCCGAGUUUGAUUCCCCUGUUUAUAUUUAUUGCAGGUGGCAGUACUGGAGUAGCACUGUAUCUCAUGCGUUUGGUAGUGUUCAAUGUUCAAUCUUUUUUUUUUUUUUUGGAGAGAAAAAAUAGCCCUGAACCCUGGAACAAACAGGGUCCCAGUGAUCAGUACAAGUUUUACUCAUUGAAUGUGGAUUACAACAAACUGAAGAAAGAAGGUCCAGACUUCUAAAUGAAAUGUUUCACUUAUAAAGCUGCUCAUAAUGAAGGUCUUCCAGAGGCCAUCCACACAAUUUUCCACUUAAC